GAAGAGCGGGCAGAGCAGAUCCGUUCGAAGUCGCACAUCAUCCAGGUGGAGCGGGAGAAGAUGCAGAUGGAGCUGAGCCACAAGAGGGCUCGAGUGGAGCUGGAGCGCGCCGCCAGCACCAGCGCCAGGAGCUACGAGCGGGAGGUGGACCGCAACCAGGAGCUCCUGACACGCAUUCGGCAGCUGCAAGAGCGGGAGACGGAGGCAGAGGCGAAGAUGAAGGAGCAGCUGGAGCGCACCAGGCUAUGUAAGCAGAGCCUGGACGCGGCCAGCAAGAAGCUGCGGGAGAAGGAGGACAGCCUGGCCCAGGCCGGCGAGACCAUCAGUGAGUUAAAGGGCAGGAUCUCAGAACUGCAGUGGACUGUGAUGGACCAGGAGAUGCGGCUGAAGGGCCUGGAGUCCGAGAAGCAGGAGCUGCGGGAGCAGCUGGACUUGCAGCACCGAAAGUGGCAGGAAGCUAACCAGAAGAUUCAGGAACUGCAGGCCAGCCAAGAAGCGAGGGCAGACCAGGAGCAGAGGAUCAAGGAUAUGGAGCAGAAGCUAUCGCUGCAGGAACAGGAUGCUGUGAUUGUGAAGAACAUGAAGUCUGAGCUGGUGCGUUUGCCCAAGAUGGAGCGGGAGCUGAAGCAGCUGAAGGAAGAUAACGCCUACCUGCGGGAGAUGCAAGAAACCAACGGGCUGCUCAGGGAAGAAGUGGAGGGGCUGCAGCGGAAGCUGGGGCGCCAGGAGAAGAUGCAGGAAAAUUUGGUUGACCUGGAGCUGGAGAAGGAGAGGCUGCUGGCAAAGCUGCAGAGCUGGGAGAGAUUGGACCAGACCACGGGCUUGAGCAUCAGGACCCCAGAAGACCUCUCCAGGUUCAUUGUUGAGCUGCAGCAGCGAGAACUGGCCCUGAAGGACAGGAACAGCUCCCUUGCCAGCAGUGCCCGGGAGCUGGACAAGGUCAGGCAGCAGCUCCAGGAGGAAGUCCGCCAGGUUGGCACCCAGCUGCUGGAGGAGAGGAAGAAGCGCGAGACGCAUGAGGCGCUGGCCCGGAGGCUUCAGAAGCGGGUCCUGCUGCUGACGAAGGCUCAGCUGUCAGAGGCGCUGGAGGAGCUGGGUGGCCAGAAGCAGAGAGCGGACAUGCUGGAGAUGGAGCUGAAGAUGCUGCAGUCGCAGUCGGGCCCUGCUGAGCAGAGCGUCUUGCUGUCCAAGGAGGAGGUGAGCUCGCUCAGGCUGAAGAUCGAGGAGCUGGAAGGGGAGCGGAGGCGUCUGGAGGAAGAGAAGAAGCAGCUGGAAACGCAGCUUGAGCAGCUCACCCUGGCGGGUGACUACGACCAGAGCAGAACCAAAGUACUGCACAUGAGCAUGAACCCGGCCAGCGCGGCGCGGCAGUGCCUCCGCCAGGACCAGGCCCGGCUGCAGGAGGAGUGCGAGCGGCUGCGGGCCCUGCUGGGCACCCUGGAGAGAGGCGGCCCCGUCCCGGCCAGCCUGGAGGCCUCAUGUCUGCCGUCGUCCAAGGAGGUGGCAGAGCUGAGGAAGCAGGUGGAGAGCGCAGAGCUGAAGAACCAGCGGCUCAAGGAGGUCUUCCAGACCAAGGUCCAGGAGUUCCGGAAAGUGUGCUACACGCUCACGGGCUACCAGGUGGACAUCACCCGGGAGAGCCAGUACCGCCUGACAUCCAUGUACGCCGAGCACAAGGACGACUGCCUCAUCUUCAAGAGCAGCCUGGUGAACAGGCCGCGCAGCUCCGCCCGCCUGCCCCCUGGCGCAGGCGUCAUGCAGAGUGCAGACUGCUCCGCCGCCCUCGCCUCCGGGCCCCGCCCCACGUGGCCUGCACGGGCCCUCCUGUCUGGUGGACACCAAACUCCUGCGGCUCGCAGAGCCAGGGUGACUGAGGGCCAACACGGCAGCCUGCGAGGGUGCUUCAUGGAGGCGAUGCCAGUGGUCAGCUGA
This is a messenger RNA of Hipposideros armiger (great roundleaf bat), 1932 nucleotides long. It is a transcript of the gene MAD1L1, whose product is annotated as mitotic arrest deficient 1 like 1. The transcript is spliced from 15 exons. The coding region runs from base 61 to 1932 and encodes 623 amino acids. The record is from RefSeq and is a predicted model, not a curated record. Lineage: Eukaryota; Metazoa; Chordata; Mammalia; Chiroptera; Hipposideridae. Gene Ontology annotation, biological process: mitotic spindle assembly checkpoint signaling; attachment of mitotic spindle microtubules to kinetochore. Gene Ontology annotation, cellular component: mitotic spindle; kinetochore; nuclear envelope.